Molecule: messenger RNA, 2047 nt
Organism: Olea europaea var. sylvestris
Lineage: Eukaryota; Viridiplantae; Streptophyta; Magnoliopsida; Lamiales; Oleaceae
Product: serine carboxypeptidase-like 42
Exons: 10
Coding region: 378-1787 (469 amino acids)
Biological process (GO): proteolysis
Molecular function (GO): serine-type carboxypeptidase activity
Source: RefSeq, a predicted model, not a curated record
CAUUAUUUUUUCUACAACAAUCUCUUGUUAAUACAAAGAAAAAAGAAAAAAGAAAAAAAAAAACCCACCAAAUCUGCCAAAACUUGGCUAUAAAUUUGCAGUAUUCUUCAGUUGCUCUCAUUAUUCAUAAUUCUGUCACACUGGACAGUUUGUGACUCUGUUUGGUGUGUGUCUAUAUACAGCAGUUGUCAUCAAUGAAGGGAAUGCUUUUUUGUUAAAGAUAACCCAGAAUUCACGUGCUCUUUCUUAGCAAAAGUUCAUUCUUUAUACACUUUUGCCUUUUCUGCUCCUAUAUAUAUAAUAUAUGCAUUUGCAUUAAUUGCAUUGAACUAAAAGAGUAAAAGGGCGUCUCUGUGAAUUAAUUUUUUUUUGCUGAGAUGGGAUUUGGGUGGAUCUUGGCGGCGGUCGUGGUGGUGGGAUUGGUGGUGGGCGGUGUUUAUGGGUUCCCGGAGGAGGAUUUGGUGGUAAAAUUGCCUGGCCAACCGGAGGUGAAGUUCAGGCAGUAUGCAGGAUAUAUAGAUGUGGAUUUGAAGGCUGGAAGAAGCUUAUUUUACUAUUUUGUAGAGGCAGAGGAGGAUCCUGAUCAUAAACCCCUUACUCUUUGGCUCAAUGGAGGCCCAGGUUGCUCAUCAAUAGGCGGGGGAGCCUUCACAGAGUUGGGGCCCUUCUUUCCUAGAGGCGAUGGUCAAGCCCUACGAAGAAAUUCAAAAUCAUGGAAUAAAGCAUCAAAUCUCCUUUUUGUUGAGUCUCCAGCUGGAGUAGGAUGGUCAUAUUCAAAUACAACCUCAGACUACAGUUGUGGUGAUGCAUCCACAGCAAUGGAUAUGCAUAUGUUCAUGAUGGAAUGGUAUAAGAAGUUUCCAACAUUCAAAAGCCGAGAGUUGUUCCUGACUGGAGAGAGUUAUGCAGGGCAUUAUAUUCCACAAUUAGCUGUUGCUAUUCUCGACCACAACGAACAUUCUAAAGAGUUCAAGUUCAAUAUUAAAGGCGUAGCAAUUGGCAAUCCUCUUCUCAGACUUGAUCGCGAUAGUCCUGCAACAUAUGAUUUCUUUUGGUCACAUGGAAUGAUUUCUGAUGAAAUUGGCCUUGCAAUUAUGAACGAGUGUGAUUUCGAAGAUUAUACAUUUGCUAGUCCACAUAAUGUGUCACAUGCAUGUAAUAAGGCCAUAUCAGAGGCAAACAUUAUUGUUGGGGGUUAUAUAAAUAAUUACGACGUGAUUCUCGAUGUGUGCUACCCUUCUUUAGUAGAGCAAGAAUUGAGACUACGAAAGAUGGCUACUAAGAUUAGUGUUGGAGUAGAUGUGUGCAUGAGCUAUGAAAGGCGGUUCUACUUCAACCUUCCUGAGGUUCAGAAGGCUCUUCAUGCGAACCGGACCAAUUUGCCGUAUAGCUGGUCCAUGUGCAGCGGUGUUCUAAAUUAUAGCGAUACAGAUGGCAACAUCAAUAUUCUUCCUCUGCUUAAAAGAAUCGUGCUAAACAACAUUCCAGUUUGGAUUUUCAGUGGAGAUCAAGAUUCAGUCGUGCCAUUAAUUGGUUCACGAACACUUGUACGCGAACUUGCUCAUGAUCUGCAGUUCAAGAUUACAGUUCCAUAUGGAGCAUGGUUUCACAAAGGACAGGUUGGAGGCUGGCAAACUGAGUAUGGAAACUUGUUAACCUUUGCAACUGUUAGAGGUGCUGCUCAUAUGGUACCCUAUGCACAGCCUUCAAGAGCUCUGCAUCUGUUCAGUUCGUUCAUCCGUGGCCGGAGAUUGCCAAACACAACUCGUCCUUCCAUCGAAGAGUGACUAAGAGCACUACAGUGACAGAUUUGUAUUCAGAAAUUAUAUAUAAAGUCGAGUUGUAGUUCCUGGAAUUUCAUUGAGCCGAAGGCAACACAUCCAUUCUGCAUUGUGAUUUAUAAUAAGAAAGCAAAACCAAAGGAAAAUCUCAGAAACAGUGAUUAUUGAUAUGAUUGUUGAGGAAUGAAAAUCAUCUUGGUAUGUCAUGUUUCAUUGACUAAGCAUUGUAUUGGUGUAUGUUUAAAAAUAGGGGAUUUUAUUUAGCC